GGGAGGUGGAUAAAGAGGGAAAAAUGCUGGUGAAAGCGCUGGACGAAACGGGAUGGACGAUUUUGAAUGGAAACCACAAGGGGGAUGAGGAGGGAGAGUUCACAAGAGAGGAAGGAGUAAAUAGGACGGUCAUAGACUACGUACUGACGGAUGAUAGGGAGAGGGGAAUAGUGGAAAGUAUGGUGGUGGGAGAGGAAUGUAAUUCGGAUCACUUCCCACUGCUGGUAACGGUGAAAGGAGAGGAGUCUAGGAGGGCAGGGGGACCCAGAACGAAGGGAAGUAGGAAGUCACUCAAGGUAUCUUUCUGGGAGAGAGAGGAGAGAGAAAAACUGAGAAGAGAAUUAGAGAAGAUGGAAUGGGGGGAGGGUUCGGUGGAUGAGAUGGUGAAGGAAGUAAGGGAAAGGGUGAAGGAGAUCAAAAGUAGGAUAGAGAGCGAGAUGAAAAGGAAAGGGAAGCGUUGGGGGGACUGGUGGGA
Diachasma alloeum is the source of this 475-nucleotide messenger RNA. RefSeq lists its product as uncharacterized. NCBI's taxonomy places the organism in Eukaryota, Metazoa, Arthropoda, Insecta, Hymenoptera, Braconidae. The record is from RefSeq and is a predicted model, not a curated record.